CCAACAAGCUUCAUACAUUGAUCUCAGCUAAACGUCAUUCUGUUUAAGAUCAAGAAUGUGUCCACUAGGCAUAGAUGUCUCUCAAACUGGAAAUGUCAAGACGUUGGAGUCAGCGGGAACCAUUUUUGAGAUUGAAGAUUCUGAUAUCCUCAGGAUUUCGGAAAGACCCAGAGCUAUAAAUGUAGAGAGGAAUAGAUCCUUUGAGGAAAGGCCUUCAAGUGAAUUGUCAAUUACCUCACCCCGCCAUUCGCUCAAAAUAUUAACAGACCACCUUGAAGGUCUAUCUCCGCAUGGUAGAAGGUCUGGGUUUAACACACCUAGAUCAUAUACUUACUUUGAGGCUCAUGCCAUGGUAGCUGAGGCAUGGGAGAAUUUGAGGCGCUCGAUUGUUUUCUACCGCAGACAACCAGUUGGUACUAUUGCUGCAAUAGACCAUUCUGUGGAAGAGCUUAAUUAUGAUCAGGUUUUUGUCAGAGAUUUUGUUCCAAGUGCCUUGGCGUUUUUGAUGAACGGGGAGGAAGAAAUAGUCAAGAAUUUUCUUUUGAAAACUCUUCACUUACAGUCAUGGGAGAAAAGGAUAGACCGGUUCAAGCUAGGAGAGGGAGUGAUGCCAGCAAGUUUCAAAGUAAUCCACAAUCCGGUAAGGAACAGUGAAAUCUUAAUGGCAGACUUUGGUGAGAGCGCAAUAGGGAGAGUUGCUCCGGUUGAUUCUGGAUUUUGGUGGAUUAUUUUGCUUCGUGCAUAUACAAAGCAUACAGGAGAUUCUUCCUUGGCCGAAAUGCCUGAUUGUCAAAGGGGCAUGCGCCUCAUUUUGAGUUUGUGUCUCUCAGAAGGCUUUGACACAUUCCCGACUCUGCUCUGUGCUGAUGGAUGCUGCAUGAUUGACCGCAGAAUGGGGGUAUAUGGUUAUCCUAUUGAGAUUCAAGCGCUGUUCUUCAUGGCGCUAAGAUGUGCUUUGCUUUUACUAAAACCAGACCAGGAAGGCAAAGAAUUCAUGGAACGUAUAGUUAAACGCCUCCAUGCCUUAAGCUAUCACAUGAGGAGUUAUUUUUGGCUGGAUUUGAAGCAGCUAAAUGACAUAUACCGCUAUAAAACAGAGGAAUACUCUCACACUGCAGUCAACAAGUUCAAUGUGAUGCCUGAUUCGCUGCCAGACUGGGUGUUUGAUUUCAUGCCAAUUCGGGGUGGUUAUUUCAUUGGAAAUGUCAGCCCUGCAAAGAUGGAUUUCCGCUGGUUUUGCUUAGGAAAUUGCGUGGCGAUUCUGUCAUCUUUGGCAACUCCAGAGCAAGCUGCAGCCAUAAUGGAUCUUAUCGAAUCACGCUGGGAAGAAUUGGUUGGAGAAAUGCCGUUAAAAAUAUGUUAUCCAGCUCUGGAGAGCCAUGAAUGGCGAAUUGUCACAGGUUGCGACCCCAAGAAUACCAGGUGGAGUUAUCACAACGGAGGAUCUUGGCCUGUCCUUCUAUGGCUCCUCACAGCGGCUUGUAUCAAGACUGGGCGCCCACAAAUUGCCAGACGUGCCAUAGAACUUGCUGAAACCCGGUUGUCGAAGGACCACUGGCCCGAGUACUAUGAUGGAAAGCUUGGCCGAUACAUUGGGAAGCAGGCUCGUAAAUUCCAGACUUGGUCCAUUGCUGGGUACUUGGUAGCCAAAAUGAUGCUUGAGGAUCCAUCUCAUCUCGGUAUGAUAUCGCUGGAGGAAGACAAACAGAUGAAGCCCCUCAUGAAAAGAUCUACUUCCUGGACUUGUUGAUACCUGUUCUUGUCAAUCCACCAUCGUUUUCCACAUAUGUUUGCACAUCAAAAAUGCUUCUUUUUUUUUUUUAUGAAAUUGAGAUCUCUAUGUUAAGGAAAGGAUCAUACUAAGAAUAUUCAU
Molecule: messenger RNA, 1873 nt
Organism: Theobroma cacao (cacao)
Lineage: Eukaryota; Viridiplantae; Streptophyta; Magnoliopsida; Malvales; Malvaceae
Product: putative alkaline/neutral invertase B
Biological process (GO): sucrose catabolic process
Molecular function (GO): sucrose alpha-glucosidase activity; endo-alpha-N-acetylgalactosaminidase activity
Source: RefSeq, a predicted model, not a curated record